This is a messenger RNA of Agelaius phoeniceus (red-winged blackbird), 1965 nucleotides long. Lineage: Eukaryota; Metazoa; Chordata; Aves; Passeriformes; Icteridae. The record is from RefSeq and is a predicted model, not a curated record.
AUGGGUGGGGACAUUGACAUUGAUUGUGUCAACAGCGUGAAGCUGUCCCUGACCUCGUCCCACGGCGUGUCCCCUCCUCCUGUCACCACCAACGGUGGCCUCAGCCCGGAGCCCCCCGAGGACGCCGAGCGUGGCCGCAGCAGCUCCGUGGAGCUCGACGACGACGACGACACCGAGGUUCCCAACCCGUCGUUCCCCAACCCGCGCCGGCGGCUGCGGCUGCGGGACCUGGCCGAGCGCCGCGUGGCGGGGGCGGCGCAGAACGAGCAGGAGCUGAACCGGCUGCUGAACGAGGCCCUGCUGGAGCGCGAGAGCAUCCAGGCGCUGAAGGGCCGGAGCACGUUCCGGCUGUCGCUGCGUUUCACCGACCCCGACAUGGAGACGCGCUACUCGGUGGAGAAGGAGAAGCAGAGCGGCGCCGCCUUCAGCUGCUCCUGCGUCGUCCUCGUCUUCACCGCCCUGGUGGAGGCCGUCAUCGACCCCUGGUUGGUGGCCAACUACGUGACCUUCGCGGUGGGCGAGGUGCUGCUGGCGGGGCUCACCCUCUGCUCCUUGGCCGCCAUCUUCCCGAGGGCCUUCCCCAGAAAGCUGGUGGCCUUCUCCACCUGGAUCGACCGCACGCGCUGGGCGCGCAACACCUGGGCCAUGGCGGCCAUCGCCAUCGUCACCGCCGCCGACAUCGUGGACAUGCUCGCCUGCCACCGCCACCGCUGGGUGGUGACCAACGGCACCUCGGGGCCACCUCGCGGCGGUGGCAGCGGCUGCGCCGACCACCCCAAGUACUUCAGCUACAUCGCCCUGCUGGCCCUGGUGGCCACCGUGAUGCUGGUCCAGGUGAGCCACAUGGUCAAGCUGACCCUCAUGGUGCUCAUCACCGCCGCCACCGGCGCCGUCAACUUCUCCGCCUGGGGACCCAUCUUCGACCACUACGACCGGCGGCGCGGCCAGCCCAGCUCGUCGGUGCUGGUGCCCUCCAAGUACUCCAUGACCGCCAUGAUCUUCGUGGUGAUGCUCAGCUUCUACUACUUCUCGCGGCACGUGGAGAAGCUGGCGCGGACGCUGUUCCUGUGGAAGAUCGACGUCCAUGACCAGAAGGAGCGCGUCUCCGAGAUGCGCCGCUGGAACGAGGCCCUGGUGGCCAACAUGCUGCCCGAGCACGUGGCCCGGCACUUCCUGGGCUCCAAAAAACGGGAUGAGGAGCUGUACAGCCAAUCAUACGAGGAGAUCGGGGUGAUGUUCGCGUCGCUGCCGAAUUUCGCGGAUUUCUACACGGAGGAGAGCAUCAACAACGGCGGCAUCGAGUGCCUGCGCUUCCUCAACGAGAUCAUCUCCGACUUCGACGCGCUCCUGGACGAGCCCCAGUUCCGCUGCAUCACCAAGAUCAAGACCAUCGGCAGCACCUACAUGGCCGCCUCCGGGGUGACGCCCGACGCCGGCGCCAACGGAUUCGGAGCCAAGAAGGAGCCGCGCUCGGAGAAGGAGCGCUGGCAGCACCUGGCCGACCUGGCCGACUUCGCGCUGGCCAUGAAGGUGACGCUGAUGAACAUCAACUACCAGUCCUUCAACAACUUCAUGCUGCGCAUAGGGAUGAACAAGGGGGCGGUGCUGGCCGGCGUCAUCGGGGCCCGCAAGCCCCACUACGACAUCUGGGGCAACACGGUCAACGUGGCCAGCAGGAUGGAGUCCACCGGAGUCAUGGGCAACAUCCAGGUGGUGGAGGAGACGCAGCAGAUCCUGAAGGAGUACGGGUUCCGCUUCGUGCGCCGCGGCGCCGUCUACGUCAAGGGCAAAGGGGAGCUCCUCACCUUCUUCCUGAAGGGCCGCGAGAAACCCGGGGCGCCCCUCGGAGCCGCCGCCGCCGUCCCCCUGCCCCACCAGGUGCUGGAGAAUUCCUGAGGAUUCCUCGGGAAUCUCCAACGGGAUCCCCGCCCCGGCCCGGAGGGGUUUUUUGGGGUUUUUUUGGGG